Molecule: messenger RNA, 3508 nt
Organism: Marmota flaviventris (yellow-bellied marmot)
Lineage: Eukaryota; Metazoa; Chordata; Mammalia; Rodentia; Sciuridae
Gene: Fhip1a
Product: FHF complex subunit HOOK interacting protein 1A
Source: RefSeq, a predicted model, not a curated record
AUGCACCUUUUGUCUUGUCUUCACAGGUUUCAGAAGGUGACCAUAAAAAAGUGAAGAAGUUACAUUUCUAAUAUGACACUUGGAAGUUAGUGACUGCUUCCUACAUUUUCAUGAAAAUAAAAUAUGACUUAGAGGCUUCGAAGGCUUAUGAUGUCAUCGGUUUCAACAGAAAGCAAACUCCAGCAGGCUGUGAGUCUGCAGGGAGUUGACCCGGAAACAUGCAUGAUCGUAUUUAAGAACCACUGGGCACAGGUUGUGAAAAUCUUAGAGAAGCAUGACCCCUUGAAGAACACCCAGGCAAAAUAUGGGUCCAUCCCCCCGGAUGAGGCCAGCGCCGUGCAGAACUAUGUAGAGCACAUGCUGUUCUUGCUAAUUGAAGAGCAAGCCAAGGAUGCAGCGAUGGGGCCGAUUCUGGAAUUCGUGGUCUCUGAGAACAUCAUGGAGAAGCUUUUCCUGUGGAGCCUGAGACGGGAGUUUACCGAUGAGACUAAAAUGGAGCAGCUGAAGAUGUAUGAGAUGCUGGUCACCCAGUCGCACCAGCCCCUGCUGCACCACAAGCCCAUUCUGAAGCCUCUGAUGAUGCUGCUGAGCUCUUGUUCAGGCACGGCCACCCCCGCCGUGGAGGGGAAGCUGGUGGUCCUGCUCAAUCAGCUCUGCUGCAUCCUGGCCAAAGACCCGUCCAUCCUGGAACUCUUUUUCCACACCAGUGAGGACCAGGGGGCUGCCAACUUCCUCAUCUUCUCCCUUCUGAUCCCCUUCAUUCAUCGUGAGGGGACAGUAGGCCAACAAGCGCGGGAUGCUUUGCUCUUUAUCAUGUCCCUCUCUGCUGAGAACAGCAUGGUGGCCCACCACAUCGUGGAGAACACCUACUUUUGUCCAGUGCUUGCCACCGGGCUCAGCGGGCUCUACUCUUCCCUGCCCACCAAGCUGGAGGAGAAGGGCGAGGAAUGGCACUGCCUGCUGAAGGACGACUGGCUCCUGCUGCCGCCCCUCGUGCAGUUCAUGAACUCCCUGGAGUUCUGCAACGCCGUCAUCCAGGUGGCUCACCCCUUGAUUCGCAAUCAGCUUGUCAGUUACAUUUACAACGGAUUCCUGGUGCCUGUCUUGGCCCCUGCUCUCCACAAGGUGACUGUGGAGGAGGUCAUGACCACAACCGCCUACCUGGACCUUUUCCUGCGCAGCAUCUCCGAGCCAGCACUGCUUGAGAUCUUCCUCCGGUUUAUCCUGUUGCACCAGCACGAGAAUGUCCACAUUCUAGACACUCUCACCAGCCGAAUCAACACCCCAUUUCGGCUCUGCGUGGUGUCCCUGGCGCUAUUCAGAACUCUCAUCGGUUUACAUUGUGAAGAUGUGAUGUUACAACUAGUUUUAAGGUAUCUGAUCCCCUGCAAUCACAUGAUGCUCAGUCAGAGGUGGGCCGUGAAGGAAAGAGACUGCUACUCCGUGUCUGCGGCCAAGCUUCUCGCCUUGACCCCUGUCUGCUGCGCCAGCGGGAUCACGCUGACGCUUGGGAAUCAAGAGAGGGAUUAUAUUUUGUGGUCAAAGUGGACACAUGAUGGCUCAGGGCCCGGGGAGCAUCCCCUGCCCCCCCCUGCGCCCGCGGCCUGCAUCGUGGAGUACGGCAAAGCCCUGGACGUCAGCUACCUGCAGUACCUGUGGGAGGCCCACUCCAACAUCCUGCGCUGCAUGCGGGACUGCCGCGUCUGGUCGGCGCUCUACGACGGGGACUCCCCGGACCCCGACACCUUCCUGCCGAGCGCGGCCGAGGAGAGCGCCUGCCCGGCCGCCCACCUCGGGGCAGUGGGGCCCCAGCCGGCCGCAGCCAAGGACAGGGGCCAGACGGAGCUGGAGUGGGACGACAGCUACGACACGGGCAUCUCCUCGGGGGCUGACGUGGGCUCCCCCGGGCCUUACGACGAGGCGGAGACUCCCGGCCCCCCAGCCCCCGUCGACCCCCCGAAACACAUCCAGGAGAUGAAGAGGAACGCCAUCCAGCUCUUCAGAGGCCCCUACAUCGAGGAGUCGGACUUCCAGGACGACGUGAUGGUGUACCGGCUCUGUGCCCAGAAGGACGCCGAGGACGCCGCGAGGUCGCAGCAGGAGCCCGCGGGGCCCCCAGCCCAGGCCCAGCCCGAGGCGCAGCCGCCCCCAGUGAACAACGGCCCCCUGCCCGGCCCCCAGCCCAAUGCGGAGGAGGAAGAGCAGAGGGACAGGGCUGACCCCCUGCCUGACGCGUCCAAGGAGCCAGAGCAAGAGAGCGAGCCUCAAGUCGCCCCGGAGUCGGACUCGGGGGCAGCAGCCCCGGGCCCCGAGGCCGAGCACAGCCCCGACCCGGCCGGGGUCAGCCCCGGGAGCGAGGAUUUCAUGGCCCAGUAUGACCAGAUCAUCAGGGAGCUGGACUCGGGCCCCGAGAGCCUGAUGGACCAGCCUGAUGGAGCCCCGCCCGACCCCUUGCUUCUCCCAAAGGGGCAUGAAGGAAGGGGCGAGGAGGGCCAAGGAGAAAAGGGGGAGGAGGAGGAAGAGCCGGAGAAGGACCUCGAGGAGGACGAGGAGGACUUCGACUCUUUCAUGGCGGAAGCUCCUUCCGAGCCUGUGCGCUCCCCAUUUGGGUUGAGAGAGGAGACGGCCUGUGCCAGGCCCCAAGCCGUGAGGACUCAGAGCACCCCGUUCACAGGCCCAUUCAUCAGCGUGGUCCUGUCAAAGCUGGAGAACAUGCUGGAGAACUCUCUGCAUGUUAAUUUGCUGCUUAUUGGGAUCAUCACGCAGUUAGCCAGCUACCCGCAGCCGCUCCUGCGCUCCUUCCUGCUCAACACCAACAUGGUCUUCCAGCCGAGCGUGCGCUCUCUCUAUCAGGUCCUUGCAUCUGUGAAAAACAAGAUUGAACAGUUUGCCUCGGUGGAGAGAGACUUCCCAGGCCUCCUCAUCCAGGCCCAGCAGUACCUGCUCUUCCGGGUGGACAUGUCUGAUGUGACCCCUGCCGCACUAACCAAAGACCCCAUUCAGGAGGCUGCCAGGACAGGAAGUGGCAAGAACUUUUUGGAAGGUCCCCCAAGAGUGCUUCAGCCCUUCCUGACCAACAGAGCCAAGGUGGUGGGGGCACCCCCAAACCUGCCCCUGCCCGUGAGGAACACCAUGCUGGCCGCCGCCCUCUUCCCCGAGUUCCUGAAGGAGCUCGCCGCCCUGGCCCAGGAACACUCCAUUCUGUGCUACAAGAUCCUGGGUGACUUCGAGGACUCAUGUUGUUAGCUUUUUUUAAAAAAUUGUUAUUUUAAUAGAGAUUCUUGUUUUAUAAGGUUAGAGUGUCUAGACUGAAUGUUCAAUGCAAAGCUGCUUACCAGAAACUUCUACUUUGAUAUUUCCUGACGAUACUUGAUUUGCGGGGAGGGGUCUUCUGGCCUCCUCCCUGGCCGGGUCUCCCCCCUCACCUAUGGAAUGUGAGUCUCAUGAGCUGAUGGCUCCCUUGGCGGGUUUUCUUUGCUCAGUUUUUCCUCCCACUUGGGGUUGUCAU